AAUAAAAGAGACACCCCUUGGAAUAGUACAGUACAUACAUGUCUCUUCCUUUCGUCGUUCAAUCUAUCCUCCGGCAGAUGACGACGCGGCGGCCGCUGCUACUCUAUACCACCGCUUGGACAGUUACAUUGGCGGUAACCGUCGUGCUGGCUUCUUUCUCUCCGGAGAUCGCCUUCGUGUCGGCCAUAUCUCCAUCGUCUCGGUUUUCUCGUGCGUGCAAGUCGGAACAGGGCACCGUUAGGGUUCCGCUAGAUGUACCGGGAGAGGUGUUGUGCUUGCCGGCUCACUUCUUCAAAAGGUCUAAGAUAGAUUUCUUCGUUCCACCUAUCUUCGCCGCCGUUGUUGUUGCUAGUUCGGCGUGUGUGGUUCGAGCCAUGGGCUUGUGGGAAGACGACACUGGUUCCGGUGGAGUCCAGGCUUAUGAGCUUAACUCAACAGAUCAAAUGCGUCCUCGUGGGGACUGA
Nelumbo nucifera (sacred lotus) is the source of this 464-nucleotide messenger RNA. The record is from RefSeq and is a predicted model, not a curated record. NCBI's taxonomy places the organism in Eukaryota, Viridiplantae, Streptophyta, Magnoliopsida, Proteales, Nelumbonaceae.